AUGAAAGAAGGAGAAAAAGAUGGUGACAAUCAGGAUCGUUUUAAGCUUUUAGAGGUCAUGUACUUUCUUUUAAAUUUUCUCGCAUUUCCUUUGGGAGGAGUUGCACGUAUGUUUGGAGCAAAUUGUGCUCUAGAAUGUAUUGAUGAUUUAUACGCUAGCAUAAUGGCUUUGGAUGAAAACAUGUAUUUUAUGGCAAAAGAGGCUAAGAAUAGGAUUGUUGAUCCUCAUUUGGCCCCUCAUUUUUCGACUAAGCAAGCAGAUUUUACCAAUUCGUCAGCCACAUUCUUUGUUUUAUGUCAUGAUGAUUAUUAUAUAACCUGUGAAAAUACUGGUGUUGCAAAUUAUUUUUGCGAAUCAAUGGAUAAGAAAUCAGUUUGGGUUGAAAGUAGGAGAUCGGAGGGAAAGGAAGACAACAUUGUCAUGUGGAUCUAUUUUUCGGAGUUCCCAGAAAGUAGUAAGGCGAAGGAUUUUUUCGAACUCUUCGGUUGUAUCGGGGAGGUAGUGGAGGUGGCAAUCGCACCCAGGAGGAACAACAUCGAAAAAAAAUCCGGCUUCACAAGAUUCAUCGAAGUGGAGGACGCAAGAUCGUUGACAGUUAAACUAGAUAAUGUUCUCAUUAUGGGGAAGAAGAUUCUCGCAAAUCUUCCAAGGUAUGAGAGGUACGGUGGUAAGGAAGCGGUGGGUCGUUUCGGUGGGACCAAGGAGCGUGUUACUCAGAACCAGUUAGCGAAGGAUGUCCAGGUAGAGAGGAGUAACUUGAAGUACUCUUCUAAGGAGGAAGACAAUUUGAGAUUGUCAAAAGCUUAUGUGGAUCAGGUUAUCAUUCUGGGGUCUACAUACAAUAUCCAAACAAAUUUUGAGAUGGAAGGCUAUUUUGCGAUUAAGGUCACUCCGUUAGGAGUGAAUUUAUGUUUGUUAGAGGAAUCAGAGGAAGGAGUAAUCGAAGAUUUAAUCGGAGGAGGGGAAACAUGGUGGAAGCAUUGGUUUGUGGAGGUGAGGAGAUGGAAUGAGGAGGAGUUAAAGGAAUCUCUUACUGUGGAAAUAGAUGGGAAGGAUUUCAACUUGCUGCUCAGAGAAGAAUCAUUUGGUCCACAAUGCAUCGUCACUGGGGACUGUGGGAAUAAAGAAAAAGAAAAUGAUUCUCUUUCGUCUGGCAUUCUUAAUGUUCCAGAUGGGGUUGGUUUGGCUGACACUUUUGACAAGGCAAUUCACAAAGUUAAGAAUUUGGAUUCCUCUAUCCAGAAUACUAGUGUCCCGUGCGAUCAGUUUUCUCCACCUUCCAGGAAGAAUUUUUCUGCUGUUAAAUGUUUGUUAGCUUCGCAAAAAAGUAAUCGUUUGAAGAAGGUAAAAUUCAAAAACAUGUUGGAUUUUGGAGGCUUUAUUAACAAGAGAAAUUACGGGUAUUCGAAGAGUACUAAAAGGAAGGGGAAAUCGUCUUACAAGUCGAAGUCUAAGGGUAAUGUGCAAUCUUUGUUAGUUCAUAAGGAUGUGAAUGCUAAUGAAACCUUUUCUCCUAAUCUUUCUACGUCGGCUGGUCAAAUUUGUAGGAGUGUCUCGGUUAUAUAUGGGGAUCAAAAUGAAAACUCAGAUAUUUGUAGGAAUAACGUCAAACAGUGGGAUUAUUUGGAUAACAAUGUUGGUAAUAGAUUGUGGUUAGCGAUAGCGGCAUUGGGUGUGGUGGAUUUGGAAGGAAAGAAGAAUUAUGUUAAUAGAAUAGAGGAAUUGGAGAGAGCGGAUAAGAAAAGGAAGGUUGUAGGGAAGGCAAACUCAUCUAGUUUGGAAUGA
This is a messenger RNA of Vicia faba (fava bean), 1785 nucleotides long. Lineage: Eukaryota; Viridiplantae; Streptophyta; Magnoliopsida; Fabales; Fabaceae. The record is from the annotation of a GenBank genome assembly.